AUGGCCAAAGGAAACGCGAUCAAAGAAGUCGUCACUGCCGCUGUGCUUGCCCUGGGCGCUGGCUCGAUGGCGACGUCGGAACUCAAGUCGUUUGACGAGUACUACAAGGAAUUGAAGAUAAAGACCAUCUCCAAGGCCACCGCCGCCGACGAGUAA
Molecule: messenger RNA, 156 nt
Organism: Aphanomyces astaci
Lineage: Eukaryota; Oomycota; Saprolegniomycetes; Saprolegniales; Verrucalvaceae
Exons: 1
Coding region: 1-156 (51 amino acids)
Source: RefSeq, a predicted model, not a curated record